Messenger RNA from Ipomoea nil (Japanese morning glory), 1193 nucleotides. Its product is annotated as reticulon-like protein B2. Bases 113 to 880 code for a protein of 255 amino acids. The record is from RefSeq and is a predicted model, not a curated record. The transcript is spliced from 5 exons. NCBI's taxonomy places the organism in Eukaryota, Viridiplantae, Streptophyta, Magnoliopsida, Solanales, Convolvulaceae.
GUCUUCCCCUUUAAACAUUCUAAAAAAUUUCGGUCUCAUUUUUCAAUUUCAAAGCGGACACAGGCGAGACCGAAAAGACUGAAAUAUCCCCUGUUUCAUCUCAUCUCUUCCCAUGGCCGAUCACGCCGGAGACCACGAUUCGCUUGCUGAGACGGUGAUGGAAAAGAUCAGCGACAAGUUGCAAGGCCACGAUUCCUCGUCUUCCGAUUCCGAGGACGAUCAUGCCGACAAGCCAUCUGCCGACGCUGUUAAGGCCAAGAUCUAUCGCCUCUUCGGCCGCGAGAGACCCGUGCACAAGGUCUUAGGCGGAGGAAAACCUGCUGAUAUUUUCCUGUGGAGGGACAAGAAAGUUUCUGGUGCUGUCGUUGGUUUUGCCACUACUAUCUGGGUGCUUUUUGAAUUGAUGGAAUACCACUUACUCACUCUAGUAUGCCACAUUUUGAUUCUUGCUCUCGCAAUAUCAUUCCUAUGGUCAAAUGCAUCCACAUUCAUCAACAAAUCCCCACCUCAAAUCCCAUCCGUCAUCCUUCCUCAGGAUACUGUCCUUAAUGUUGCUUCUGCAUUGAGAAUUGAAAUCAAUAGAACUCUUGCUGUGCUCCGAGAAAUUGCAUCUGGGAAAGAUGUGAAGAAAUUUCUUGCUGUAAUUGCUGGCUUGUGGGUUUUGUCAGUCAUGGGGAAUAGUUUCAACUUCCUCACAUUGUUUUACCUGAUUGUUGUGCUGCUGCACACAGUUCCCAUGCUGUAUGAGAAAUACGAAGAUCAAGUCGAUGCUUUUGCUGAGAAGGCCGAGGCAGAGAUCAUGAAGCAAUAUGCGGUGCUUAAUGAAAAGUAUCUGAGUAAAAUUCCAAAAGGCCCCCUGAAAGACAAGAAGCUCGCCUAAUAAGAGAGAUGGUGUUUCACAUUGAAGUUUCUUUCAAGAUGUUGUGAGGAUCUACUGUUUUAGAGCCGUCGUUUUAUGGCUUUGUUUUGACUUGUAAUGGUCUAUAAGCAAGCUAAAAGUACUCUCAUUUUAUAAGUUUAGUUUUUCUUUGGAGAUUUGUUUUGCCAUGUUCUUGACAGCUUCAUGGCUCUCAACAGCAGUGUAUUCAGAGAGCAAGGUUCAUCUUUUCCUCUGAAAAUUAGUGCCUACGGUAGGUUUUGCUUUGCAAAUGUUCUACAUUCUGUUAAUGAGAGAAAGUAUCCUUGUUAAUCUC